Messenger RNA from Schistosoma intercalatum, 897 nucleotides. NCBI's taxonomy places the organism in Eukaryota, Metazoa, Platyhelminthes, Trematoda, Strigeidida, Schistosomatidae. The record is from the annotation of a GenBank genome assembly.
AUGACUGAAUUAGAAAGACGAAGACCUUUCACUGAUUUACAAAUUAAGAAUCGUUUAUCAAAACUGCCAGUUUUUGAACAGUUUGAUUUCCUUCGUGGAUCUGAUAUUCUACUUGAACGAGAGUCUGAAAUCACACUUUAUUUAUAUCGUAAGCUAAGAGGGGAUUUGGAUAACCUUCUAGCAACUAUUAAAAAUGAAUUAUUAGCUACUGAUGGGGAAACUGAAAUUGUUGAGGAAAAAUCAUUACCAUUUGACACCACAACAAAAAUUGGGCAAAAAUUAGCACGUAUCGCUAACGUAUUCAUUGGGAAUUUGAAUCGAUCAAAAGAGACCAGUCCUAUUAUUGAAGAUCGUGUUAAAUUACCGACAGAAAGAAAAGAUUUAGGAAAAUCGACAAGUACAUCAUUGAAAGAUCCGAAACAACGUUCUCUUAUUCAAUUAAAUCAAAUUCCUGAAUUACCACAACAUGAACAAGAUAAAAAAGCAAGUUUAUAUUUGAAAGAGAAAUUAUUUGACGAUUUGGGUGAAGCAGCUAAAAGAGAACAAGAAAUGCUUCUGGAGAAAAUGAAAUUACAAGCAUUGAGAUUCACAUCGGAAUCAGCUAGGCAGCAAGAUAAAAUUGAUGAGAUGAUAACUGAAGCCAAAGGUCGUAAGAAGACAAGAAAAGAAGAAGCUACAGAUAUGGCAGUUAGUCAACUUUUAGAUAGAAGUCAUCAGUUAAAUGAAAUGUAUGAAAAAGAUCGGGAAGAACAUGAAACAGCCUUAGCUGAACGUUUACAACAACAACAAUUAAAUUCGGAUGAUAAACAAUCAAAUGAUCAAAUGGAAGAAAAUACAUCAAAACUAUCAGAUGAUAAACGUUCCAAAAAGAAACAGCGUCCUUUACCACGUCUUUAG